AAAGAAGAAAAGCAUGAUUGGAUUGUUUUCGAAAUCAGAAGUGAACAGCUUAGAAAAAUGCAGAAAAUCCAGUUGCCCAUAUAUAUAUAGUUCGUGUAUACCCAUAUAUGGAGAAAAAACAAAAUUGGGUUGUUUUCGAAAUCAGAAGUGAAUAGCGGAGAAAAAUGGAGAAAAUCCAGUUGCCGAUCAACGAAUACGAAAAUGAAAUAUUGAAGGCCGUUACUCACAAUUCAAUUGUUGUUAUUAUUGGAGAAACCGGUUCAGGCAAAACUACGCAGCUCUCACAGAUUAUGCACAGGCAUGGCUUCACUAAAUCUGGAAGGGUGGGCAUCACGCAACCCAGGCGCGUUGCAGCUGUUUCAGUCUCCAGACGAGUGGCAUCUGAGAUGGGGGUUCGAAUUGGAGAAGAAGUGGGUUAUUCUAUCCGGUUUGAGGACAGAACCUCAGACAGGACCUGCAUAAAGUACCUGACAGACGGCUGUCUCCUUCGUGAAUGUUUGUCUGAUCCAGAGCUAAGACAGUAUGCGGUUAUUAUAUUGGAUGAAGCUCAUGAGAGGAGUUUGAACACUGAUAUAUUGUUAGGAUUGAUGAAAAAGCUAGUGAGAAGGCGAUCUCAAGAUUUAAAGGUUAUAAUUACAUCUGCAACAUUGGAUGGUGACAAAUUUUCUUCUUUUUUCUUCAAAUGUCCUGUUCUGAAUAUUCCUGGCAAAUUAUUCCCUGUUGAAAUAUUAUAUAGCAUGGAGCGACCUGCAAGUUACCGUGAGUCUGCUUUACAAACGGCUAUAGAUUUACAUACCCAACAACCUCCAGGUGACAUACUUUUGUUUAUGACUGGACAGGAUGAUAUAGACAAAACCGUUUCAAAACUUGAGGAACGGAUUCGGAGUCUAGAUGAAGGUUCUUGUAUGGAUGCCAUAAUUCUACCUCUUCAUGGCUCGCUUCCACCAGAAAUGCAGGUUCGAGUGUUUAUGCAAGUGCCUCCAAAUUGUAGACGUAUUAUUGUUGCAACUAAUAUUGCAGAAACAUCCCUCACUGUAGAUGGCGUUGUAUAUGUCAUUGAUCCAGGCUUUGUGAAGCAACGACAAUACAAUCCUGGGACUGGAAUGUACUCUCUCGAUGUGGUACAGAUUAGUCGAGUGCAAGCUGACCAACGGGCAGGUAGAGCUGGAAGGACACGUCCUGGGAAGUGUUAUAGACUCUAUCCAUUCUCUGUGUAUGAGCACGAAUUGCUUGAAGCCACCAUUCCUGAAAUUCAACGUUCAUCACUUGCUUCUGCAGUGCUUCACCUCAAGUCACUAGAUCUUCCAGAUAUUGAUGUUCUCAAGUUUGACUUUCUUGAUCAACCAUCACGUGAGUCAUUGGAGGAUGCCUUAAAGCAGUUGUACCUCAUUGAUGCAAUUGAUGACGAUGGUUUAAUAACCAAAAUUGGAAGGCAAAUGGCAGAGCUCCCUCUAGAACCUUCACUUGCAAGGGCCUUGAUUGCAGCAAAUGACUUGGAAUGUUUAUCCCAAUGUCUAACAGUUGCAGCAAUGUUGUCAUGUGAAAAUGUGUUUACUCCUACCUCCAGUAAGGGUGCCUCUAAAAAGAGAGAGCGUGUGGACUUAAACCUACCUGAUGGUAGUGGUAUGGGUGACCAUAUUCAGCUGCUUGAAAUUUAUGAAGAAUGGCACCAAAAUCAUUAUGAUGUUGAAUGGUGCAAAAAUCAUGGUUUGCAGGUGAGAUCUAUGAUGUUUGCAAAAGAUGUCAGACAACAAUUGUCAUCUCUAAUGUACAAGAUAACAAAGGAAUCUCUCGAUGUCAUGACAAAAGAAAGUUUUCGAGAAAAGAGGAUCAUGAUUAGGAAAUUGAGGAAAGCUUUAUGUGUUGGUUUUGCAAACCGACUGGCACAACGAAUGGAGCGGCACAAUGGUUACAGAACCUUGUGCUACAAGGCACAGCUUGUGCAGGUGCAUCCAACUGCUUGUCCACUAGAGGUUGAUGAUGAUGGGCUUUACCCAGAAUAUGUUCUUUAUAAUGAGUUACUUGUAACAUCUCGUCCAUAUAUACGUAAUUUAUGUUCUGUUGAAGCAUCGUGGGUCAAGCCAAUUUGGGCAAAGCUACAACAUUUUGAUAUUGGUAAACUCAGUGGAAGGGCUUUGUCUACUGAAGAAUUGAAUAUUCCAACCCAAGAGGUAACAAACUGCAGUGCAACUGUUACCCCAAAGCUCUCAGAGAAUCGUGAAAACAUUAUCCAGUCAGCUCGGGAGAGGUUCCUUGCUCGAAAGCAAUUAAAGGUGAAGAAAUAGAUCAAAUAUUGGUCACCACAGUUUCAGUUCUUGUCUUAUACUGUCCGUCUAUCUCUCAUACACACAACUUCAACCUGUUAAGCAAUCAUAAAGUGCGAAGAAGACCAGCUCCUGAUGGUGAGAACCUUUGCUGAAAUAAUUUCCUUAAUGGAAUAUAAUGCCCCAAUCCAAGGCAGAAUAUAUUUGACAAGAAGCUAGUACACGAUGUGCAGAGAAAAAACAGUGGGCAGGUUGACCAGAGAUCACUGAUAUAAUCAGCUCCAUCAGUUUGUUCCCAGUCAAACCAGAAUUGUAUGUUCUAUGCAAAGAGAACUGCAUUGUUGUCAAAAGAUAUGCUAAUCGUUAUUUCAGCAAUCAGAUGGAGAAUAUUUGAUCAACUGUCGGAUAAGAAUUUACUUCUUGUCAUCAAAAUGUAUAUGAAUUAUGUUAGCUGUUUUUAAAAUUCAAUAGCUUUUGCUUUACUUCAA
Messenger RNA from Cryptomeria japonica (Japanese cedar), 2752 nucleotides. Its product is annotated as probable pre-mRNA-splicing factor ATP-dependent RNA helicase DEAH4. The record is from RefSeq and is a predicted model, not a curated record. Gene Ontology annotation, cellular component: intracellular anatomical structure. Lineage: Eukaryota; Viridiplantae; Streptophyta; Pinopsida; Cupressales; Cupressaceae. The transcript has 16 exons. Gene Ontology annotation, molecular function: RNA binding; ATP hydrolysis activity. The coding region runs from base 165 to 2285 and encodes 706 amino acids.